AUGACGCCAGAGUACAAGGCCGAGAAGGAGGCCUCCGUCUCUUUCCUCGGCGGCGGCGGAAUCUGGGAGAUCAACUUUGUCACCGUGAUUGCUCCUGUCGCAGCAUUACUAUGGGCCAUUUUCCAGACACGUCAAAGCUUCUUCAAGCCGUACACGAUCUCGGCCGGACUGCUGGAUUUCUUACUCCAUUGCGGAGCGAUUCUGUUUGCAACGACUGUCUAUGGCAACGGACCUCAGAUACUCCUCGGGCUACUCUUCUUACCUGCUGUCGCAGUUUUACUGCAGCCGACGUCUGGCUCGGCACCGGUUCCGAAGGUUCCCAGCCAGGUCAAUGCCAAUGGAAAGCCGACUAGCGCUGAGCAAGGCUCGACGGCCGACCUUGAUCCGCUGCCUAUCAAGCCAUUCAUCACCAUGUAUCGAGGAGCGAUGAUGAUCAUCACGUGCACCAGUAUUCUUGCUGUCGAUUUCAAAGUCUUUCCACGUCGCUUUGCCAAGACGGAGAGCUUUGGCACUUCAUUGAUGGAUAUGGGUGUAGGCUCCUUCGUCUUUGGAGCAGGCAUGAUCGCAGCUCGACAGCAGCUCAAGGAGCAGCUAUCAGGCGCACCUUCGAUACCCAACGGUCUUAAUAAUGCUGUUCGUCAUGCAUUGCCACUCGCCGCCCUCGGCUUCGUCAGGUUCUGGAGCGUGAAAGGCUUGGAGUACGCUGAGCAUGUCAGUGAAUAUGGUGUUCACUGGAACUUUUUCUUCACACUUGCACUACUUGGCCCAGUCACCGCCAUACUGCAGCCUCUCCUGAGGCGUAUACCCUCGCUCGGUGGUUUGACCUUCUUCAUUGCAUGUGUCUACGAAUGCGCACUCUACUUCACUCCAGAUCUAAAAGUCUACAUCAUCCUAUCGGAGCGCAUACCUGGAGACUGGCUAUCACAGAACCGCGAAGGUGUCUUCUCAUUCAUUGGUUACCUAGCCAUCUUCCUUGCUGGUAUGGGUACAGGCAGAACCAUUCUAGCAAGAGAUUCUGGCCCAGAAGACGAGAUGAACGCUGCAGACGGCGAUCCGCUAGAUGAAGACGACGAAUGGCUGGCAGAAGUGCUCGGUAGCUCAGACCAGAAUGAUGUGACUGGUGCCGACAAUGCGACAGCCACCAAGCCAGCGCCAAAGAAGAACGAACCUCAUCCAGAUCCAAUGGGCAUCAUCUACGUGGCCAAUUCUAAAGAUGACUCUAUCUUCCUCGCAAAGUGGACUGGUAUAUGGUUCAUUCUAUCAGGCUGGGCAUUGUGGCACUAUGGCCCGCGUUUGACUGUCUCUCGCCGCAUGGCCAAUCUACCAUACAUUGUCUGGGUCUGCUGCUUCAACACGGCGCAGUUACUGCUCUUCAAUCUUGUGCAGAGGCUGAUGUUUCCAAACGUUCAUGAGGCUAAGGAUCGGGAGACGGAAAGGCAGAGAGUCAAGGAUGCUACGAGUAGGGUCAUGCAUGCUUUCAAUCGCAAUGGGCUAGCUUUGUUCCUGCUGGCGAAUCUUUUGACUGGCGCUGUCAAUAUGGCUGUGCCUACUUGGCAUAUGGAUGACGUGUCUGCUAUGGCCAUCUUGGUGACCUACAUCGCGACACUGUGCGGCGCGGGUUUGCUGCUUGACCAUUACGAUAUAUCAAUCAAGCUAUAG
Messenger RNA from Recurvomyces mirabilis, 1659 nucleotides. It is a transcript of the gene GWT1, whose product is annotated as Glucosaminyl phosphatidylinositol (GlcN-PI) nositol acylation protein. The transcript is spliced from 2 exons. Gene Ontology annotation, biological process: GPI anchor biosynthetic process; protein localization to plasma membrane. The coding region runs from base 1 to 1659 and encodes 552 amino acids. The record is from RefSeq and is a predicted model, not a curated record. Gene Ontology annotation, molecular function: glucosaminyl-phosphatidylinositol O-acyltransferase activity. Lineage: Eukaryota; Fungi; Ascomycota; Dothideomycetes; Mycosphaerellales; Teratosphaeriaceae. Gene Ontology annotation, cellular component: endoplasmic reticulum; membrane.